Molecule: messenger RNA, 1707 nt
Organism: Zophobas morio
Lineage: Eukaryota; Metazoa; Arthropoda; Insecta; Coleoptera; Tenebrionidae
Exons: 14
Coding region: 1-1701 (566 amino acids)
Cellular component (GO): cytosol
Molecular function (GO): asparagine synthase (glutamine-hydrolyzing) activity
Source: RefSeq, a predicted model, not a curated record
AUGUGUGGUGUACUGGCCGUCUUGAAUGCCUGCGGGAAGCGGGCAGACUUACGCGCUCUCGCCUUGCGGCAGGCUGAGCUUUUGAAACAUAGAGGACCUGAUAGUUAUGGCGUGAAUAUUCAGAAAACUAUAAAAGGCUAUAAUUGCUUGGUGCACAAGCGUUUGGCUAUUAUUGACUUGGAAACAGGGGAUCAACCCUUGUUUAGUACUGACAAGUCUUUAUGUCUUUGCGCGAACGGAGAAAUUUAUAACUAUAAAAAACUCUCCUCUCUUUAUCUUAGUACUGUAAACUUUGCAACUUCUUCGGACUGUGAAGUUAUCGUUCACCUGUACGAAAAGUUUGGCAAUGACUUUGUGAAAUAUUUAGACGGCAUGUUUAGUUUUGUGAUUUCUGAUUCGAGAACAGGUGAAUAUUACGCAGCGAGAGAUCCCAUCGGCAUCACUUCUUUCUACUACGGCUAUGAUAAAGAAGGGAAAAUGUGGUUUGCUUCCGAAUUAAAGGCUCUACAGGACGUUUGCGUUAAGAUUAGUGAGUUUCCUCCUGGCUGCUACUACAGUAGCGUGAAGGGCGUUUUUGUUCCUUAUUUUAAGCCUCUUUGGCACUCAGAGAAUUUCUUACCGGAGCCUCAAGAACUCCAUCUGGAGGUAAUACGCGAAGCCUUAACUGCCGCAGUUAAAAAGCGGUUGAUGACUAGCGUACCUUUCGGCGUGUUACUUUCGGGGGGUCUUGACUCCUCACUCAUCGCUUCUAUUGUCUCUCGUUUUUUUAAAAACGAUACCGCUAAACUCCACACCUUUUCUGUGGGUUUUCCUAACUCGCCUGACGUCAAGGCUGCGAAGGUGGUGGCCGACUUUUUAGGCACCAGCCACCACUCGUUUCAGUUUUCCCUGCAGGAGGGAUUGGAGGCAGUGCCAGCUGUGAUUUACCAUUUGGAGUCGUAUGACGUGACUACCGUGCGGGCGUCCGUCCCGAUGUUUUUGAUGUCCCAGCGCAUUAAGACAUCGGGUUUUAAGAUGGUUCUUUCUGGUGAGGGCUCUGACGAAAUCUUCGCUGGGUAUCUUUACUUCCACAAGGCGCCCAGCAAGGAGGAGCUUCACAAGGAAACAGUCAGAAAAGUUAAGGCGUUGCAUGCGUAUGAUUGUCUGCGGGCUAAUAAGGCCACUCUCGCUUGGGGCCUAGAAGCACGUGUCCCCUUUUUGGAUACACAAUUUCUUGAAGUCUGCAUGAGCUUGGAUCCCGCACACAAGAUGGUCAAUCCUCAAGAAGUAGAUUCCGAGGGGAGGAAAAAGAUUGAGAAAUACAUUCUCAGGAAAGCGUUUGAUUGUCCAGAACAACCCUACCUUCCUGAAGAAAUCCUCUGGCGACAGAAAGAGCAGUUUAGCGAUGGCGUGGGCUACGGUUGGAUCGAUUUAUUGAAAGAGUUUGCGGAAAAGGCCAUCACCGACAGGAUGCUUGCCGACGCAAAGUUGAGGUUUCCCUUCAACACGCCGCUGACGAAGGAGGCCUACUACUACCGCAGCGAGUUUGAGCGCCACUUUCCCGAGCCCCAGACGGCCGAGCUUGUACCUGGAGGCCCGACGGUUGCUUGCUCGACUUCCGCCGCAGUGGAAUGGGACGCGGCCUGGAUAGCGAAUCUUGAUCCCUCGGGCAGAGCUGUGUUGGGGGUCCAUGGCGCGAAGUCUAAGGUUCCUCGAGUUUGAUGCACC